UCAUCGCAGCUCCGCGCCAGUCGCGCAGCAGUGUUUCAUCGGGAGUGUUUGGAUAUUCUGAAUCUUCGCAUAUUUUUGGUUUUAUAUCUGUUUAUUUCCGCGCGUUUCUGUGUUCGUGGAGCCGCAGAGAUGAAUCUGGAGUUGCUCGAGUCGUUCGGGCAGAAUUAUCCAGAGGAGGCUGAUGGGACUCUGGACUGCAUCAGUAUGGCUCUGACCUGUACGUUUAACCGCUGGGGGACGCUGCUCGCUGUCGGCUGCAAUGAUGGACGCAUCGUUAUCUGGGACUUCCUGACCAGAGGAAUCGCCAAAAUCAUCAGCGCACACAUACACCCUGUGUGCUCACUCAGUUGGAGUCGGGAUGGUCAUAAGCUGGUCAGCGCCUCCACUGAUAAUAUCGUCUCUCAGUGGGACGUCCUUACAGGAGACUGUGACCAGCGCUUCCGCUUCCCCUCUCCCAUCCUCAAGCUUCAGUACCACCCCCGAGACAUGAAUAAGGUUCUGGUGUGUCCCAUGAAGUCUGCGCCGGUCCUACUCACGCUGUCCGACUCCAAACACGUGGUUCUGCCCGUGGAUGACGACUCAGAUCUGAAUGUUGUGGCGGCGUUUGACCGACGCGGAGAGUAUAUUUACACCGGCAACGCCAAGGGGAAGAUUCUUGUUCUAAACACGGACACUCAGGAUCUGGUGGCGUCCUUCAGAGUGACCACAGGAACCAGUAACACCACCGCCAUCAAGUCCAUCGAGUUCGCUCGCAAGGGCAGUUGUUUCCUCAUCAACACAGCGGAUCGAAUCAUUCGGGUUUACGACGGCCGAGAGAUCCUGACCUGCGGCAGAGACGGAGAGCCCGAGCCUAUGCAGAAACUGCAGGACCUGGUCAACAGGACGCCGUGGAAGCGCUGCUGUUUCUCCGGUGACGGCGAGUAUAUCGUGGCGGGUUCUGCACGUCAGCAUGCGCUCUACAUCUGGGAGAAGAGCAUCGGCAAUCUGGUGAAGAUCCUGCACGGCACACGAGGAGAACUGCUGCUGGACGUAGCGUGGCACCCGGUGCGGCCCAUCAUUGCCUCCAUCUCCAGCGGUGUGGUCUCCAUAUGGGCUCAGAACCAAGUGGAGAACUGGAGCGCUUUCGCACCGGAUUUUAAAGAGCUGGACGAGAAUGUGGAGUACGAGGAGAGAGAGUCAGAGUUUGACAUCGAGGACGAGGACAAGAGUGAACCAGAGCAGACGGGAGCGGACGCAGCAGAGGACGAGGAGGUGGACGUCACAUCAGUCGACCCCAUUCCUGCGUUCUGCAGCAGUGACGAGGAGCUGGAAGACUAUAAAGCGCUGCUGUAUCUGCCGAUCGCCCCGGAAGUCGAGGACCCAGAGGAGAACCCGUUCGGCCCCCCACCCGACGCCACAGCUCAGAACGCCAGCACUGACGACGGUUCCGCUCACACCGGCCCCGGAGACAAAAAACGACACCCAUCAGCGGACGGAGCACCACCGAAGAAGAAGAUCCGCACCACCACCAUUGAGCUGCAGGGCGUCCCGAGCGACGAGGUGCACCCGCUGCUGGGCGUGAAGGGCGACAGUAAGUCGAAGAAGAAGGCGGCGGGACGACCCAAGGGAUCUAAAGGUAAAGACAAAGACUCUCCGUUCAGACCCAAAGUCAGCCGGGACAGAGUAGAGGGGCUGGGGACGCCAGGAAAUCUGGUUGCAGCGGUGUACAAACAGCACGAGGUGCAGGGUCUGGAAUGAAGCUGAAGGCCAUUGGCGCCCCCUGUUUGAGUGGAUGAAUGACUUUUUAUGAACUCUAUGGACUGGAAUUGUUGUAUUAUUUCAGAAGGACUUUAACGCCACAACCGAUUGUACGGUUUCCACACAUAGAGAGAGUGACAGAAAGAAGGAAGCAUGUUUUUUUUAUUAUUUUAUAUCUAGAAUAGAUGGAUCUGUCUCAGUCUGCAAGCACUAGUUGGGUCAUAGAUGUAUUUGUUUUGUGUUUUUUUUUCUGUGAGCUCUCUUGACUGGUCUUUUUUUUUAUAAAUAUUAAAACAGUUUGUUUUUUGA
This is a messenger RNA of Danio aesculapii, 2046 nucleotides long. RefSeq names its product retinoblastoma binding protein 5 (gene rbbp5). Lineage: Eukaryota; Metazoa; Chordata; Actinopteri; Cypriniformes; Danionidae. The transcript has 14 exons. Gene Ontology annotation, molecular function: protein binding. Gene Ontology annotation, cellular component: Set1C/COMPASS complex. The coding region runs from base 130 to 1737 and encodes 535 amino acids. The record is from RefSeq and is a predicted model, not a curated record.